Messenger RNA from Ziziphus jujuba (common jujube), 2409 nucleotides. RefSeq names its product probable pectinesterase/pectinesterase inhibitor 21. Lineage: Eukaryota; Viridiplantae; Streptophyta; Magnoliopsida; Rosales; Rhamnaceae. The transcript is spliced from 2 exons. Gene Ontology annotation, biological process: cell wall modification. The coding region runs from base 295 to 2055 and encodes 586 amino acids. Gene Ontology annotation, molecular function: pectinesterase activity; pectinesterase inhibitor activity. The record is from RefSeq and is a predicted model, not a curated record.
AAGGGGCUCCUAAGCUUCAACAGAAGGCAUAGCUCCUUCAUUCUAAGCAGCUCUUUCUUUUAUUAAAAAAAAAAGAAAAAAAAAAGGAAGAAUUAAUUGAUUGAAGAAAAAAGAAAAGAAAAAAAAAACAGAGAAGAAGAUAGUGGGUUUUUUGAAUUUCUCACAAAACUUUCUAUCCACUUCUUCUUCUCAAAUUAAAACAGGAGUCAUUGAAGAGCUUGUUUUCAUUAUCUAUUUUUUUUUUUUUAGAUAAUAGAGAAACAAAGGAAAAAAAAGCCACCAAAAAAAAAAAAAAUGUCGUACGGCGAUGAUGGAAAGAGAAGGAGAAGAUACGCCAUUAUUGGCGUGUCUUCCUUGUUGCUGGUUGCAAUGGUUGUUGCUGUGACAGUGGGUGUUAGUCUCAAAAACAACGACGACGAUUCGAGUAGCACUAACAAUGGUAACAAAAAUGGAAAAGCUCAGGUAUCCACCUCCAUGAAAGCUAUCAAAUCUAUUUGCAAGUCUACAGAUUACAAACAAGAAUGCGUCGACAGCCUUCACGGUGUCAACACCACCGACCCAACAAAACUCGUCCAGGCAGCUUUUCAGGUAGCCGCAACCAAAAUCAAAGAGGCUGCAAAGAAAUCUAUCACAUUGCAACAACUUCAGAAAGAUCCAAGAACCAAAAUGGCUCUUGAUCAAUGCAAACAGCUCAUGGAAUACUCUGUUGACGAGUUCAAACGCUCUGUUGAGAAAUUGGGUGAUUUCGAUGUUAGUAAAGUCGAUGAGAUGCUCAUGGAUUUGAAGAUCUGGCUUAGCGCUGUCAUUACGUACCAAGAAACUUGCUUGGAUGGGUUCCAGAACACCACCGGCGACGCCGCCGAGAAGAUGAAGAAGGCAAUGCAAAGCUCCAUGCAUUUGAGCAGCAAUGGCCUUGCCAUGGUUUCUGAAAUCUCUAACUUGCUAACUGACUUGGAUAUUCCUGGAAUUAGCAAACGUCGUCUUCUUUCAUCGGAUAACCCUAUUCCUAUUCUUGGUCAUGGCGAGAUCAAUAUCGAUCUGGACUGGGCUGAGGCCGGUGUUCGGAGACUACUCUCUGCGUCUAAUGGUAAGAUUAAGCCUGAUGUUGUUGUUGCCAAGGAUGGAAGUGGCCAGUUCAAAAGCAUCAAAGAGGCUUUGCAAAAGGUUCCCAAAAUGAACAAGAAGCCCUUCGUCAUCUACAUCAAAUCCGGUGUGUACAAGGAGUAUGUUACCGUCGAAAGAAGCAUGACCAAUGUCGUCUUUAUUGGUGAUGGUCCUACCAGAACCCGCAUCACCGGUAACAAGAACUAUGUCGAUGGCUUUCUCACCAGCUUGACUGCCACAGUUGUUAUUCUUGGAGAUAAUUUCAUGGCAAGAAACAUUGGGUUUGAGAACUCGGCCGGUCCAUCCAAACAUCAAGCAGUGGCAUUGAGGGUGAACGCCGACAAUGCAGUUUUGUACCAAUGUGCAAUGGACGGUUACCAAGACACACUCUACACACACGCAAAGCGUCAAUUCUACCGCGAAUGCACCAUCUCCGGCACAAUCGAUUUCGUCUUCGGCGACGCAGCAGCCAUCUUCCAGAAGUGCACAUUCAUCGUGAGGAGGCCAAUGGACAACCAGCAAUGCAUAGUGACAGCACAAGGAAGGAAAGAGAGGCGUCAGGCAUCAGCCAUUAUCAUUCAGGAAGGAAAGUUCGUGGCCGAUCCGGAAUACUAUCCAUUGAGGUUCAAGCUCAAAGCUUAUCUGGGACGUCCAUGGAAGGAAUACUCUAGGACAAUCAUUAUGGAAUCCACCAUUGAUGAUUUGAUUGAUCCCCAAGGUUGGCUGCCAUGGGCUGGAGAUUACGGACUCAAGACUUGCUUCUACUCGGAGUAUAACAACAAGGGUGCAGGAGCUGCCAUGGAUAAGAGAGCUAAGUGGAAAGGAGUGAAACCCAUGACACCACAACAUGCAUUGGAUUUCACAGUAGGGAGGUUUUAUAAGGGCUAUGAUUGGCUUAAGGCCAGUGGUGUGCCUUUCGCCACGGGCAUGAUGUCUUCGGCCAAGGCAUAGAGAGAGAGAGAGAGAGAGAGAGAGAGAUUGAGAGAUUAAAAAAGAAAAGGAAAAAAAAAAAAAAAAAAAAAAAAAAGCUAGCUGAAUAUAUGAAUAUGCUCUUGAUCAUCAUCAUCAUCAUCUGAGCUCUGAUCUAAUUGUGAUCUCUGAUGGAAAAAAAAAAAAAAAAGUUGUUUUGCCGGGUUUUUUUGAUUUUGUAUUUUUUAUUUUUUUCCUAUGUCUUCUGGGUCUGGCAAAUUUUAUUACAGUCUUUAAAACCUAAGUAAUAGCUUCAUCAAAUUCUUCCUAGAAAAAAACAAAAUAUCGAUCCCUUCAUAAAGAAAAGAGAUCAAUAUUGUUGUUUUCCUUUGAGAA